UGGACUCCUAUUUUAUCUUCUUUAUUCCAAUUAAAGUGUAUAAUUAAUUUCCAAGGACUAUUAUAUCAGUGACUAAAUUACAGGACAGGAAUACACAGUACGAAUAUUUUAUCAUCGACGAAACAUGGAGAAAUACGUUUUGAUUCUCGCUGUUUUUCUCUGCAUCUCUUUUAUCAAUGCUGAUCAAGCCGAAAAUAAAAAGUACAGACCUCGCCCUCCAUUGGCGUAUAUCCUCCGUUACUAUGGUUACGGCAGUCAUCCAAUAAUGCAAUGGCUUAAAAACAGACAAAAUAACUAUAACAACCAGGGUACAUAUGCCAACAAUCAAAAUUACAACUCUUAUGGUGAUAACUAUGCAUCGGAGAACAGCUAUGCACCAAAAGAUAGCUAUGCACCAGACAACAGCUAUGCUUCAGACAAGAGCUAUGCGUCAGACAACACCUACACACAAGACAACAGCUAUGAUACCAAUAACAAUUACAAUGCUGAUGCUGACCCCUACAGUGCUACAAAUUAUGCAGAAGAUGAAGACACAACCUAUGAAGCUGACUCCUAUAAUGUUCCAACAAAACAGUACCAAGAUACAUACGAAGACGAGGAAGAAGAGUAUACAGGUAAGAAGUGCUACCAGUGCUCCUACGAUGAGCGAGAUGACAAAAUGAAGCAGAGCAAGGCUGGUUCCUACUACAAGAACAUAUACGGAGGCUGGAAUAAAUGCCGCGGACCUUUCUCAUACGCUCAGGCACAGAAUUACGGUAUUGAUGACUGGAAGUGCGAGAGCAACUGCUACAUUAGGAGAAACAAAAAUGGACAGGUAUAUAGGGGCUGCUACCAAGGAGCUUAUGGCGUAAACCCCGACAAAUUAGGUUGCCACUACCAACAAGGAGCCCUAUGGUGCUUCUGUGCCGGGGACAGAUGUAACUAUAACAGUCCCCCAGCACUACGGAUUAAGAGCAAGCGCACAUAUGCUGAAGAUGACAAAAAGUCCACAUACGCUUAUACUGACAGUGAUGACAGUUACGCUCCUGCAGCUAAUGCUUAUGACAGUUAUGACGAGGAAAAUUAUGACUAGGGAAUUUAUAAUUGUGGAAAUUGUUGCAAGACUAAAUUCUGCAUUUCUCUGAAUGAAACGAUGCAUUUAAAGAUAUGCUAUUCAAGUAAAGUUUAUGUUGUUUUACAACACAUGCCCAUUUUCACAAUCAACGUGCAUUUCUCCAAAUACAUUUCGUUUUGGUUAGAUACAUGUAAUGGUUGGUGGGUGUCGUAGACGCUUGCUGCAAGUCUUAUCAUAUCAGGAACUUUUAAAUGAAAAUCUUUGAUAUCUAAAUACAUCAAUAGAAGAUUUUACAUAUUUAAUUUAAAUGAAAAAUGUUCACAACACUUUACCAUGUACAUACUAUAUGCAUAAUCACAUGUUGUGAAAAUAAACUUAAAAUCA
Messenger RNA from Owenia fusiformis, 1438 nucleotides. The record is from the annotation of a GenBank genome assembly. NCBI's taxonomy places the organism in Eukaryota, Metazoa, Annelida, Polychaeta, Sabellida, Oweniidae.